AACCAAAAUUAUUGUAUAACAAACAAAUUAAAAAAGAAAAAAUUAGCUAAAAUACCAAAAAAAUAUUGCAAAACAAUACAUAACAACAAAUGGCUUUAAAAUUGAUGGGAACACUAUUGAUUCGCACCCAGCAAAAACCGAUCAUACAGUUGUGUACCAGAACUUGUUACGAUAGUGUGCGUUCUUAUCACAGUGCAAAGUCUCCUGUUAUACCCAAAAUGCGUUUUGUACAAUUCUUACGUAAAAAUGAUGAACGUAUGCGUUUGGGCGUUGUAUCCGAGGAUGGUACUAAGAUUGUAGAACUAUCGGGCGGAUCGUGUGUCUCCAAUGACAUGAGAACAUUUAUUUCGCAAAAUUAUCCAUUGUCGGAGUUGCAAAAGAAAUUGGAAAGUGCUAAAACUGAAGAAAUGAACGAUAGUUUCACUUUGUUGCCUCCUGUAACAAAUCCAGAUAAGAUUAUUUGUAUUGGCUUGAAUUACAAAGAUCAUUGCGAAGAACAGAAUAAGCAGCCACCUAAGGAACCCAUGUUCUUUAGCAAGUACAAUAACGCAUUGACGGGACCUUUGGGAAAUGUUAUUGCAAAUAAAAUAACCAAUAAACUGGAUUGGGAAGUAGAAUUGGCCGUAAUUAUUGGUAAAAAAUGUAAAGAUGUUAAACCUGAACAAGCCAUGGACUAUGUUUUUGGUUACAGCGUUGCUCAGGAUAUAUCAGCUAGAGAUUGGCAAAAGGAGCGUAACGGCGGACAAUUCUUAAUUGGCAAAUCAAUGGAUACCUUUUUGCCCCUCGGACCAUCGAUCGUACACAAAAGCCUUAUCGCCGAUCCCCACGAUUUGCAAAUGACCUGCAAAAUUAAUGGCGUUGAGAAGCAAAAUGGCAUAAGCGGCAAUAUGAUCUUCAAAAUCGAUGACAUUAUCAGUCGCUUGUCGCAGAGCAUUACUUUAGUGCCUGGUGAUGUCAUUUUAACUGGUACUCCCAAGGGUGUUGGCAUGCACCGUAGUCCACCUGAGUACUUAAAACCUGGAGAUGUUAUUGAAAGUGAAAUUCAGUGUUUGGGAAAAAUUAUCAACAAAGUUGUGGCCCCUUAAACGAUUUUAUGUAUGUUCACUGGAAAUAUUUUAGUAACUUAAUGUUUGUUAAAUUUGUUGAAAUGUGCUUUGAUUAAUAAUUUUGUUUAAAAGUGAUAAAAAUGUGCAUUUAAAUAAUUGUUAAAAAAAAUUUUUAGUAGUAUAACGUCAAUGAUUUCUGUAUAAAUUACAUUUACUAAUUGAACAUUUAUUUUGUACUUUAAUAAAAAUUUGAGUUGGUUUAAA
Molecule: messenger RNA, 1310 nt
Organism: Calliphora vicina (urban bluebottle blowfly)
Lineage: Eukaryota; Metazoa; Arthropoda; Insecta; Diptera; Calliphoridae
Product: fumarylacetoacetate hydrolase domain-containing protein 2
Exons: 4
Coding region: 90-1085 (331 amino acids)
Molecular function (GO): catalytic activity
Source: RefSeq, a predicted model, not a curated record